AAACUUCCACGGUUACAUUGGUUCUGCAUGACAAUUUUUCAUGUUUUAACUUAUAAGAAUGCCGUUGCGCCUGGAUAUCAAGAGAAAGCUGACUGCGAGGAGUGACCGAGUAAAAUGUGUAGAUCAACAUCCUACAGAACCAUGGCUUCUCUGCUCACUGUACAGCGGGGAUGUCAACAUAUGGAACUACGAGACGCAUAUACAAGUCAAGAGAUUUGAGGUGUGUGACUUACCAGUAAGAGCUGCCAAGUUUGUCUCCAGGAAGAACUGGGUGAUCACAGGUUCAGAUGAUAUGCAAAUUAGAGUGUUCAAUUAUAAUACUUUAGAAAGAGUCCAUUCCUUCGAAGCUCACUCGGAUUAUGUCAGAUGUAUUGCGAUCCACCCCACACAACCUUACAUUCUGACUAGUAGUGAUGAUCUGCUAAUAAAACUGUGGAACUGGGAUCGCAGUUGGGCAUGUCAACAAGUGUUUGAAGGCCACACUCAUUAUGUGAUGCAAAUAGUAAUCAACCCAAAGGACAAUAACACAUUUGCUAGUGCAAGUCUUGACACUACUGUUAAGGUAUGGCAGCUAGGUUCCUCCAUUUCAAACUUCACACUAGAAGGGCAUGACAAGGGAGUCAACUGUGUAGACUAUUACCAUGGUGGUGAUAAGCCAUACUUAAUCAGUGGUGCCGAUGACCGUCUUGUAAAGAUAUGGGACUAUCAAAAUAAAACUUGUGUUCAGACUUUGGAAGGUCAUGCCCAAAAUGUAACUGCGGUAUCAUUCCAUCCCGAGCUGCCGGUCCUCCUUACUGGCUCUGAAGAUGGCACCGUGCGAAUUUGGCAUGCUGGAACCUACAGGCUUGAGUCAUCAUUGAACUAUGGUUUUGAAAGGGUCUGGACUAUUUCGUCUAUGCAUGGAUCUAACAAUGUGGCUCUUGGGUAUGAUGAGGGUACGAUUAUGAUAAAAAUAGGCAGGGAAGAACCUGCCAUUUCUAUGGAUGUAAAUGGAGGCAAAAUUAUUUGGGCCAAGCAUUCAGAGAUGCAGCAGGUCAAUUUAAAAGCCUUACCAGAAGGUACGGAAAUAAAAGAUGGUGAACGCGUGCCAGUUGUAGCGAAAGACAUGGGCUCCUGUGAGAUCUAUCCUCAAACAAUUGCCCAUAAUCCUAAUGGGCGCUUUGUAGUAGUUUGCGGUGAUGGUGAAUACAUCAUUUACACUGCAAUGGCGUUAAGAAAUAAGGCUUUUGGCACCGCCCAAGAAUUUGUAUGGGCUUUUGAUAGUUCGGAAUAUGCAACAUUAGAAAACUCCAGUACAGUGAAGGUCUUUAAGAAUUUCAAAGAGAGAAAAAGUUUUAAACCAGAAUAUGGCGCUGAAGGCAUUUUCGGUGGUUAUAUGCUGGGUGUGAAAUCAAUAAGUGGUGUAGCAUUCUCCUUCUAUGACUGGGAGCACUUGGAAUUGAUUAGAAGAAUCGAGAUACAACCAAGGCACGUGUACUGGUCGGAAAGCGGAAACUUGGUGUGCCUUGCAACCGACGAGGCCUAUUUUGUGCUGAGGUACAACGCGGCAGUGGUGACCCGCGCGCGGGAAACUAAUUCCAACAUCACGGAGGAUGGCGUAGAGGACGCUUUCGAGGUUGUUGGUGAAGUAAACGAGACAGUGAAGACUGGAUUAUGGAUCGGGGAUUGCUUCAUAUACACAAACUCCGUCAACCGUAUCAACUACUAUGUCGGUGGCGAGAUUGUCACUAUCUCGCAUUUGGACCACACCAUGUACAUUCUCGGAUAUGUUGCAAAGGAAAACAGAUUGUACCUAAACGACAAAGAGCUAAACAUAGUGUCAUAUUCAUUGCUGCUGCCGGUACUGGAGUACCAGACAGCAGUGAUGCGCGGUGACUUCGAAACAGCCGACAGAGUACUUCCCACAAUUCCGUACGACCAUCGCACCAGAGUGGCCCAUUUCCUUGAAAAACAGGGCUUCAAGCAACAAGCCCUCGCUGUGUCAACGGAACCGGAACAUCAAUUCGAAUUGGCGCUGUCCCUUGGCGAGCUGAGACGCGCGAAGCAGUUGGCUGAAGAGGCGACUGCUGCUGAAGGCGAACCUUCGCGUUCCUCAGCGGCACGCUGGUCAAGGCUGGGGUCUGCGGCAGCCGCUGCAGCUGACACGGAACUUACCAAGAUCUGCUACCAAAAUGCCCAUGACUACAGUUCAUUAUUACUGUUUGCAGCUAGUACUGGGGAUAAAAAGCUUUUAGAAGAUGUUGCGCAGAUGGCCGCCGAAGAAGGAGAAGACAAUAUAGCGUUUGUUGCGUAUUUCACUCUCAAUGAGUUAGAAUCAUGUCUACAGCUGCUCAUCAAGCGCAACAAGUUACCUGAAGCCGCUUUCUUUGCCAGAUCAUACAUUCCGUCGAAGGUCUGCGAGGUUGUGAAACAAUGGCGUGAUGCAGUUGGAGUCACAAACAAAAAGUCCGGACAGUCACUUGCCGACCCCGAACAAUACGAAAAUCUAUUCCCAGAGUUUGCGGAGUCACUAGAAUUAGAAACAUUCCAGCGGCAGUUUGGGUUCGAAUACAGCUGUCAACUGGACAAUUUGGAGCCUGAUUCUAAAAUAUGUAAUGUCGACCGUAACUUGACAGAGGAGAAGACCAAUAUGGAGAAAAUGGGCAAAUGGAGUCCAUCAAAAUCAGCCGAAAGUUCAAUUCCUUCGAAUAGAGAGUCCGCAAGCAAAGAUCCGGAGCUGCCACAAGAACCUACAAAUAAGCGCAAAGACUCCUUGGACAUCAUGGAAGAGAUUGAUAGAGAAAUUGAUGGCAUUGUAAUGGAGGAUGCAGUUGAUAGCCUGGACCUCUCAGAUGAAGCCGAUCUAAUUGAUUAAUAUUUAAGUAUAUUAUAUUUAGUGUUUUUCUUAUUUUAUUUCGAUCAUAAAGAGUAUGUACUUCCUAAUGUGCUUAUAUAUUUAAGAUUAAAGUAUUAUAUAGUUUUUCAUCACCAAGUACUCGUUUUUUUUUUCGUCACCAUUGUUUUGAUUUGUAAAUGUACAAAGCAUAUGUACAUACUGUACUAUUUUAGGGUUAGGUGGAGUGGUCAUUCUGAAAUAUAUUAUAGCUGAUUGUAUGCCCAUCGUAUAGAGAUAUGUUUAAAUUAUACAGUAAUAAUUUCUGCAUAUAAUCAAGUUGAAUAUUUUUUCACAUUCAUAAUAAACAUUAGAAUUUUAUGUAAUUAAAUAUAUUAUAAGAAAUAAGUGUAUAGUUUUUUUCAAAUCUAAUAAUCAUUUACGAAAUAAUUACACUUAAUCAUUAUAAACACAGACUAUCGAAAUAGCCUAAUGUUUAAUUAAACAAAUUACAUUUAUUGCUUGUGUAAUUGUAUAAACUAUCUGCAUAGUGUUUAACCCCUUUGUAUAUUUUGUUAUAAUAUAGACAUAUCUAAAUUAAGAAAAUAUUGUUCAUUAACUUGGUGCAAUGGUUAUGAUACGCAGUUUGUAGGCAUUUUUAAAAUUAAUUACCUAUAUAACAGUUUUAAUUGUUUAAAAUAAAACAUAUUUUAUUAUUAUGUCGUAC
Molecule: messenger RNA, 3539 nt
Organism: Parnassius mnemosyne (clouded apollo)
Lineage: Eukaryota; Metazoa; Arthropoda; Insecta; Lepidoptera; Papilionidae
Source: the annotation of a GenBank genome assembly